CCAAGGAAGCACCUCUUGAUCGCUGCGCAUGCGCCAUAGAUUAUACCUCACCUUUUUCCGCCAACAACACUUUUGUAUUUGCUUCCCUUUUUAGACAAUGGCUGAUUGUUUUUGACCGACAUGACCGGCGGCCAUCCGUAUUUAGUUGUUCUAGCGACCGUUUUAACACUCGUCUUUCCUCUGUGUUGUCAACAUGUGAGCUUGGAUGAGACUCGGACCAAGUUGAAUGGCUCUGCAGUUGAUUUCGACUCGUUCAGAGAACAGUUUCACCGCACGUAUGAAGUCAACAGCGAGGAAUUUAACCGUCGUCAUCUUUAUUUUCAGAAUGCCACAGAGCGUUAUGCAUACCUGAACUCCUUCUCCACAGCACCACAGUCUGCUAAAUAUGGCAUCAACCGGUUCUCUGACCUCUCACAGAAGGAAUUCAGAGAUCUCUACCUGCGAGCACACACUGACAGAGCUCCUCUCUUCUCUGGACUGAAGACAGGGGGGCUCCCAGCCAAAUUUGACUGGAGGGACAAAACAGUGGUGGCACCGGUCCAGAACCAAGAAGCAUGUGGGAGUUGUUGGGCAUUUAGUGUGGUUGGUGCCACACAAUCCGUCCAUGCUAUAGGAGGCUCGCAGCUGGACCAACUCAGUGUGCAGCAGGUUCUGGACUGCUCCUUCCAAAACAAAGGCUGUAAUGGUGGCUCCCAAGUCCAGGCCCUGAAUUGGUUAAAGCAAACCAGAGUGAAACUGGUGCCUCAGUCAGAGUAUCCCUACAAGGCCAAGACAGGAAUCUGCCAUUUUUUCUCUCAGUCACAUGAUGGUGUUGCUGUGAAGAACUUUACUGCACAUGACUUCAGUGGUCAAGAGGAGGCAAUGAUGGGUCAGCUGGUGGAGCGAGGUCCUUUGGCUGCUAUUGUGGAUGCUGUCAGCUGGCAGGAUUACCUGGGUGGAAUCAUCCAGCACCACUGCUCCAGCCAAAGGUCUAACCAUGCUGUCCUGAUUGUUGGAUACAACACUAUUGGGAAUGUUCCAUACUGGAUUGUGCAGAACUCUUGGGGAACCACAUGGGGUAAUGAGGGUUAUGUUUAUAUAAAAAUCGGUGGAAAUGUUUGUGGUAUUGCAGAUUCUGUAGCUGCAGUUUUCCUUUGAUGUGUGUGUGUGUGUGUGUGUGUGUGUGUGUGUGUGUGUGUGUGUGUGUGUGU
Perca flavescens (yellow perch) is the source of this 1190-nucleotide messenger RNA. RefSeq names its product cathepsin O (gene ctso). The record is from RefSeq and is a predicted model, not a curated record. Lineage: Eukaryota; Metazoa; Chordata; Actinopteri; Perciformes; Percidae. Gene Ontology annotation, molecular function: cysteine-type peptidase activity. The coding region runs from base 121 to 1137 and encodes 338 amino acids. Gene Ontology annotation, biological process: proteolysis. The transcript is spliced from 8 exons.